Phlebotomus argentipes is the source of this 1834-nucleotide messenger RNA. RefSeq names its product protein 5NUC-like. Gene Ontology annotation, biological process: AMP catabolic process. Gene Ontology annotation, molecular function: 5'-nucleotidase activity. Lineage: Eukaryota; Metazoa; Arthropoda; Insecta; Diptera; Psychodidae. The coding region runs from base 166 to 1815 and encodes 549 amino acids. The transcript has 4 exons. Gene Ontology annotation, cellular component: plasma membrane. The record is from RefSeq and is a predicted model, not a curated record.
AAGAGCCAACAGUGGUUGCAAUUUCACUGGCUGGAACUGUUGCCGAAGGUGAGCUGAAGAGUGGGAAUAAUCCAUUUCUUUUCGGGGUCUUUCAGUUCCUCACCGCUUGCCAAAACAGUCGCACGAUCGUGUCAAUCUCAGUGAAGGUUUUUGGCUUGUGUGAACAUGAAGAAGUGUUUUGCAGUGAUUCCAUGUCUUACAUCUCUCUUCGCCUUGGCGAAUAGUCAAUCCUCAGACGGAUCUUUCAGGCUCAUGCUGAUGCACAACAAUGAUAUUCACGGGCGAUUUGAGCAGUUCGACGCUGGAGGUAUUUCGUGUCGCGAGCCGGGAAAAGAAACCUGUUUCGGAGGAAUUCCAAGGAUGUUGCACAUACUCCGCGAAGCCAGAAAUCACUCAAAUGAACCCCUUUUGUUCCUCAACGCGGGAGAUUCCUUCACUGGUACUCCGUUGUUCACCAUCACCAAGGAGAACAUCACGGCUCACGUGCUGAACAUUCUGCAGCCAGACGCAGUGACUCUGGGCAAUCACGAAUUUGGCUAUGGUAUCGACGUCCUCUCGGCGUUCCUGCGGCAAUUGCGCACACCCGUCGUGGUGACGAAUCUCAAUCUGACCAGUUCACCCACGCUUCGUCGUCACAUUAAAUCAUCCGUCGUUCUGGACGUGUCUGGCCAUCGAGUGGCCAUUGUGGGCUACGUCAUUCCCAGCGCGAGGGAACAAUUGCGAACUGACGAGGUGAUCUUCGUGGACGAAGUCGAUGCUGUAUCACGAGAAGUGCGGAGACUCCGCAAUGCUGGCAUCCGCAUCAUCAUCGCUCUGGGACACUCAGGAUUGGAGAGAGAUCUCGAGGUGGCGAAGAAAUGCCCAGGAAUCUCUGUCAUUGUCGGUGGACAUUCUCACAGUCUCCUGCACACGGGCGAUGUGGAGUCACUGGACAGCGUCUCUGGGGCGUAUCCUCAAGUCGUGAGGGCAGAAGACGGUUCCGUCACUCUCGUGGUGCAAGCGGGAAAGUAUGGCAAAUACAUGGGGCGUCUUGAGUUGACUUUCGACACUGAAGAGCGCCUUCAGGCGUGGCGAGGCAAUUCUGUGCUGUUGACUGAGGAAUUCCCUCAAGAAACUGACGCUCUGGAGCUCUUGGCGCCCUUCGGUGAGACACUGAGCAGACUGGAAGCCAAAACGGUGGGCAACACUCUCGUUCACCUCGAUGGGCAGUACAAGACGUGCAGAUUCCGUGAAUGCAACAUGGGAAAUCUCAUUGCAGACGCCAUAUUCGAUGCCUAUCUUAGCUCACAGAUGAGCACAGCGGCAGCGUGGUCAGACGCAUCGGGAGUUCUUCUGCUCAGUGGCAGCAUUAGGAAUUCAGUGGGAAAGAAGAUCAUCACAUUGGCUGAUCUCAAAGCUGUUCUGCCGUAUGAGAACACCUUUGUGCUCGUCAAUGUGUCCGGAAGCACGCUCAAGGAUGUCUUGGAGCACUCUGUGGCAAAGUACAGCAUCACUCGGGGACUGGGACGUUUUCUGCAAAUGUCUGGUGUGCAAGUGAAGUACAAUUUAACCAACAAUCCUGCCUCCAGAGUCUCUUCUGCUGAGAUUCUCUGCACCAAUUGCAGAGUUCCCACUUUCGAAGCCGUUGAUCCACUGAAAUGGUAUCGCAUAAUUGUGUCGACCUUCAUGAAGGAAGGUGGAGAUGGUUUUACUCACUUUAAGGACUCAACAAGUGAACACUUGCCUUUUGGCGAAAUUGAGGCUGUGCAGACGUUUAUUGAGAAGAGAAGUCCUAUUUAUCCAAGAAUAGAGGGGCGAAUUGUGCUGUUUAACUAAGUAUUUGCCAUCAUAUACA